Messenger RNA from Aspergillus fumigatus Af293, 1626 nucleotides. RefSeq names its product isocitrate dehydrogenase family protein. The transcript is spliced from 2 exons. The record is from RefSeq and is a predicted model, not a curated record. NCBI's taxonomy places the organism in Eukaryota, Fungi, Ascomycota, Eurotiomycetes, Eurotiales, Aspergillaceae. The coding region runs from base 1 to 1626 and encodes 541 amino acids.
AUGCCGUCUAUUCAGGUUGGCCUUGCCGUGGGCAAUGGCACUGGUCCCGAGCUGACAGUCAUCUUUGAGCGUGUUAUUCAAUCGCUGGCUGCUCGCUACAAUGUCAGCGUCACCUUCCUGCGUUCCCCACGCAUCUACAAUUCCUACUCCUCGCUAUUAGCUAUCAACGACACGGACGCCGUGACGGAAGAAACAUUGGCAGACGCUGCCCACUAUCGCCAAUUCUGCAGAGAAGCCGUCUCAUGCGGCGUGCGUGCGAUAUUCCGCACUUCGAUCAGCGCGCAAGCCCUCUAUCUCGUCCGCGAGCAGCUCCAAGCGAUCAAGAUCGAACACUUCACUCUGAGUCCCACCUCGUCGAUCCUCCUCGUCCGCGACCAGGCACAGGGCUUCUACUCGGGCACCAACAGCGUCAACACCAGCAAGGAUGCCGUCUCCCGCACCGCGCACUUCAGCAAGGCGGUCUUCACCCGCAUCCUCUCCUUCGCACUCGUGCGCGCGAACCAGCUCUGGGGAGGAACCAACUCGGUCACCAUGGUCUACAAGUUCCACCUCUUCGACGGACUGUUCCACACCUGGGCCACAGAAUGGGAGCGGACCUUCGGCGUCCGUAUCCGGUUCGUGCAGGGGGACACCAUGAACCGCGAUCUGCUAGCCUUCGGGGUGAGCGGCCACAAUCUACUCAUUUCCGGCAACGAGUACGCAGACAUCAUGCAGACCAUCCUGCUCGAUAGGUUUGGGCUAGGAGCGCAGGAGUCCGCCUGCGCGGAGAACGUCUAUCUGCACCCGGACGUGUGGGGCCUGAGCGAGUACCAGACCGCCCACGGAUCCGCGGAUGAUCUGGUAGGGAAGGGCAUUGUGAAUCCGACGGCGACGAUCCGCGCCGCGGCCGCUGUGCUAGAGGAUCAGGCGGGCUGUGCGGGUGCGACACAGAGGGUCGAUUACGUGUUGGGGGAUUUGGGGGCCAAGGGCAUUCGGACGCCUGAUCAGGGAGGGACCGCUACGACGGAGGCCUUUGUGGAGGCUUUUCUGCAGGGGUUAGGUCAGCCACUGGACGCGCACAACGGCGCGUCCUCCUGGUUUUCGGGGGAAGCGAACGGCUGUGGUGGUCGUGGAUUUCCAGAACGAUUUUGUCACCCAGUCCAAGCACCAAUCGGCCAUGGCACGGGUGGCAGCGAACAUCCCGCGAGUGGGGAUGACCACUUUCAAGGCCCUAGCUGGCGCCAUCGGAAUCAGAUGCAGGGGCGACAGCCCUGGUGCGUGCAGGGGACAUGGGGCGCCGAGGUAUUCGGUAGUGUUUCUGUCCAAGCGGGCGAGCGCGUGUGUGACAAGAAAGCCAAGUUCGACCCGUUCCUGAGCGAGGAGUUUGCGCAGUAUAUCGCUGUUCGGGGAUUUGAGGAGCUCGUGGUGGCGGGUUUGUACACGGAUGUGUGUGUGGAUGCAACGGUGCGAGGAGCGUUUCAGCGGGGACUGUGGACCACCCUGGUGAGCGGGUGCACGGCAGCAUUGCAUUUCUCGGAGGAACAGAUGCUGGCUUACAUGCAACGGGUGUAUGGCAGCGACGUGGUGACGAUGGACGAUCUGCUGGCGACAGGGAAGGAGAACGGCGCAGUCUCGAGCAGUGGAUAA